Molecule: messenger RNA, 1443 nt
Organism: Mytilus trossulus (common blue mussel)
Lineage: Eukaryota; Metazoa; Mollusca; Bivalvia; Mytilida; Mytilidae
Product: transmembrane protein 205-like
Exons: 4
Coding region: 167-802 (211 amino acids)
Source: RefSeq, a predicted model, not a curated record
CUUUCUGUUUUACGUGCGAAUAUGCAUGUGGUAGUAUACGUACAACCUGUGAUCAGUUAUUGACUUCACAUAUAAAUAUAGGAUAAAAGGUCAUUCAAGAUACCAGAUUCGUUAAUAACCAUUUGGGAGUUAUAAGGAUACAGAGAUAGCAUUAAGUUAAUUAAAUAUGUAUAUCACAAUCAGAAUGACAAAGGUCGAACUAAGAGUUCACGCCAUAAAGUUUGUAACUACUGCACUUGUUGCUUUAGAGUUAGCUUGGAUUUUAUUUCCACUGAGAGCACAACAGCAAGGAAAAUGGACGUUCUGGCAUUUCUUCAGCUUUGCUAUACAUUAUGGGUCUCAGUUUUGGAUGACAUUUAUUGCAGGAAUGGCAAUGUUCCUGACCUUACCACGUUUUUGGUUUGGUGAAGGACAGAAACUUUUGUUUCCCAUGUAUUUCGCUUUGUCGUGUGUAAUGUCAUCAAUGACAUUAGCCACGUAUAUCCAGCUUCACUUGGCCAGUGAAAUGGAAUUUAAAGAGGUGUUAUCAUUGUCAAUGGCUGUAUUGUCCUCGUUAGUGAAUGCCUACUACCUCAGUGAUAGAAUUGUAGAAACAACUACAAAAAGAUUCGGUUUGGAAAAAGAUUCAGGAACAGCAGACAAAAUUGGAUUUGUUGAUUUAUCGAAACUUAGAGAAAACCCUGAAUACUUUAUAGCGGACAAAACAUUUAGAUUCUAUCACCAUCUAAGCUGGUUAUCAAACAUGACUGGAUUCUGUGCAAACACUGUUUAUUUGUAUUUUCUAUCAUCACAUCAUGUAUGAUGUUAACUUUUUACUUAGGAUAAGAACUGAAUAGUUUACAUACCUUAUAGCAUGAGGUAGCAACAAACAAGAUGUCAUCGCACACAAUGACGAAGGUCAUAUCAAAGUCAAAAAUAUUCUCAGGAACAUUUUUGCAUGUGCAUUUUAAAUCUUUAUAAGUUUGAAUAUGUAAGAGCUACGUGGUAUAGUCGAGGGUAAAGUAUGCGUGUAUAUAUAGUAUCUAUGUAUGUAUUUACUCUACAAAGCGUACAACUUGGGCUUUUGAAAGACUAAUUAUACUCAAGGAAAAAAAUUACUCUAUACAUAUUUUGUAUUUUGUCUAUUUAAGUGUUGUUUUUUUAAUCUCAUUGAGGUUUCUUUUUACAAGAACCUCAAAUGUAUUUCUAAGUUGCAAAUGGAGUGAAAACUUGUUUCGAGCAUUGUGUUUCCAGAUGGAUUUGAAGAUUGAAUAUAAGAGAGUUGUAUGUUAGUAUGCUUGUGAACUUGAAUGAAACCUACUCUACAAAGUGUGCAUCUUAGGCAUUUGAAAGACUAUCUACUCAAGAAAGAAAAUACUCUAUUAUAUAUAUCAUACAUGAAUAGAUUGUAUUUUGUCUAUUUAAAUGUUGUUUUUAAGCUUAUUAAAAGUUUUUUUACAAGUA